UUUGAAUUAUAAUAACCGCGAACUGUGAAUUUGUGAAAUUCAAAGAAAAUAUCUCAGCUUUUGUACACUUAACAUUCUUUAUGUAUUAAAAUGAAGUUCAGGGCUAUCAUGAUCGAUACUGGACCUAUGAGAGAAUUCACAAGUACUAAAUAUUGUGUCUACCAUUUCAAAACUAUCGAAAGAAUGUAUACUAAGGCUGUCUCUAGAUAAGAUGUAUUUCAUAGUGAGCGAGGAUAACAGUGGCCCUGCUCCUCCAAUGUUAUGGUGUGAGAUUCCUCAGGCCAUGUUCUUUUCGGAAUAUCAAAUAGUUGGUGUAGAUGAAGAAUACAAGGAUAUUUACUUAGGAAUUGUUUCAGCUAAUUUAUCAAGAUCAUUAGUAACACUUAAGUCGGCAAAGUGCUUGAAAAUGAAACUUACCAAAAAACAAAUUCCAUGUCUGACAUUAGAAAUUGAAAUGCUGUCAUCAACAUCGCAGGAAACAAGGCAAGUCACCCAUGAUAUCCCAGUUAUAGUUAUUCCAAGAAAGUUAUGGAGCGAAUUCCAAGAGCCUAGAAUACCACAACCAGAUAUAUCAAUAGAACUGCCAGCAUUAAAACAACUCCGCACCACAAUAGAUCGCAUGAAAGCGAUGUCGCCAGAGGUUAUUCUACGAGCCUCAGCAGAAGGCAGACUGACCUUACAAAUAAAGACUGGCGUGGCUAAAGUGUCAACUCGCUUCAAGGAUUUGAGGGUGGAUGCAUUUGAAGGUCCCAUAGAUCACUCAGAUUCGGAAACGGAAACUCAAACAAACGAAGACAUGUCGCGCGUGUGCUUCUGUCGGGUGGACGCUAAAAAGUUCUCAAUGUUCCUAAGUGCGGAUCAAAUAUCACACAAUAGAACGAUUUGUAGCAUUGUGCAUAAGAAAUUGGUGAUUUUGUGCUUGCAGACAGAAGAAAAUGUGAAGUUCCAGUGUUUCAUUAGUGGAAUUGUGUAUUAGGUUACGAAUCUUUGAAAGAAAUAAGUCACCGUGUCUUUAGUAUCGGGAGAUUAAGAAAAUAUUAUUUAAUGGCCGGCUCCGCACGGAUAUCAAAAUUCCUGUUAUAUCCCAAGGGAGCAUUUAAUCAGAAUGAAAAGUAACAUCCAAGCCAGUUCAUAUUCUGUCUGUAUACAAAAUUUCAUCAAAAUCCGUUAAGCAGUUUCAGGGUGAUUGAUGGACAAACAUCCAAACAAACAAACUUUCACAUUUAUUAGGUAUUAGUGUGAUUCAGUGCCUUAUGUCAACACAUGUAGACUCCAUUAAAACUCGCUUUAAACAGACUUGUAUAAAGAUUUUACACUUCAAUUAGUGACAAUUCAAUAAUUUCAUGAGUUUAUUUUAUUAUUCUGAUUGGGAUCGUCGGAAUGGAAUAAUUUACUUACUUAUACUUUGCACAAGCAAAUAAAACAAUAUAGUUGAUUAAAGCGUGUGUUUAGUUUUAAAAUCUACAUAUAUUUAUUUUUGUUACUUUGUCUAAUUGCAGUAUAAUCAGACCAAAGUAUUGUUUUUAUAUAAUUUUUUAGUAUUGUUAAAUGAUUAUAAACCAUAACACAAAUACGUUUAGGUAUGGAUUUAAAAUACUAAACUAAAAAAAGAUUCAGAGUACACUUUAUCACAAAUCUAUAAAUACAUCACAAUUUCAUGAAUUCGGAACUCUCGAAUUAUGUUAUGUAUUUUGGCUGUGUACAUUAGAUGCUUUAUAAUGUGUUAAAUUAUAUAAAAAAUACAA
Zerene cesonia (dogface butterfly) is the source of this 1745-nucleotide messenger RNA. RefSeq names its product checkpoint protein HUS1 (gene Hus1-like). The transcript has 6 exons. Gene Ontology annotation, cellular component: site of double-strand break; nucleolus; checkpoint clamp complex. The record is from RefSeq and is a predicted model, not a curated record. Gene Ontology annotation, biological process: mitotic DNA replication checkpoint signaling; telomere maintenance; mitotic intra-S DNA damage checkpoint signaling. Bases 212 to 976 code for a protein of 254 amino acids. NCBI's taxonomy places the organism in Eukaryota, Metazoa, Arthropoda, Insecta, Lepidoptera, Pieridae.